Cotesia congregata is the source of this 1206-nucleotide messenger RNA. Lineage: Eukaryota; Metazoa; Arthropoda; Insecta; Hymenoptera; Braconidae. The record is from the annotation of a GenBank genome assembly.
UUUGAAUCUUUUGUAGACGACCUUCACAAUUUUUUGAGUCACGUUAAAUUUUGGAAAAACAGUGCAGCAACAGUCAGCCAAAGAAUAUUCGACAUUUCUGUCAAUGUAACAAUGUUAACUUUAAGUAUUCUGCUAAUUAUUUCGGAAACUCUUGACAUUAAGAACAGCUACGACUUGACGAGUUCCGCCGCGCAUAUAAACCCAAUUUGCUUCCACUUGAACGGGUUGCUCAAGUGGUGCUUCGGGUUGAUUAAGUUGAAUGAUAUCGAGGAGAUUCUGGCUAAAAUGAAACGUUGCCACAGGCUUUGUUUGAACUAUACCGACAGUGAAAAAGAAAUUCAUCGAUAUAAUUUGAGAAUGUUGGAGUACAAGCAAAAUGUGAUUAAGUUUGUGUACAUUUGGCUUAUUCUUCUUGUCUACGGAGUCAAUCAGUGGUGCCUGGACCCGAUAAUGAAAGACCUGUAUCACAAUUUGUACGGCCAAAAGAUGAUAAAUUCAAGCUUUGACAGACACUUACCCUACCCUGGACUGUUUCCUUGGCAUGUUGAUAAUUUUUCAAAGUAUGUAAUGACUUUUGGAUUUCAGUAUGUUAGCGCGAUUGCCGCGGCUCUUGAAAUAGCGGGUUAUGAUAUCCUUAAUGUAAUUCUUUUGGUUAAUGUUUACUACAAUUUGGAGCAUUUAAAUGAGAGUUUAUUCAAAAAUACGGACAAUUUAUCAAUAGUCAGCCAACACAAGUUAGUUCAAAAAUUGUUUAUAUCGAGCUAUCCGAUGUUCAUACUUUGUUUAGACAGUACUAUUGCUUUGUGUCUAGUCUCUUUAGAAGCAUCUGCGAUGAAAAUUGAUUCGAGUGUCGAGUGCAUUAUGAAGAUUAUGAAUAUGGGGAUAUAUUGGAUAGGCAUUGCUUUGCAAUUGUUUAUUUUUACAUUUCUAGCGUCUUCAAUUGAAGAAUUGGGAUUACAAACUGCAGAUGCAAUUUAUUCUUGCAACUGGGAGCGAUCUGUAGUUGAAUAUAGAGGCGAAUCCACUGUCGAACACAAACGCGUAAUAGUCGAAGUAAAUCAAUUGAUAACUUUUAGUUUGAUGCGCGCUCAAAAACCGAUUGUUUUCAUGGGAGGAAAAUUUUACAUUCUGUCUUUGCAAACUUUCAAAGCCCUCACAGGAUUUUCUUUAUCCAAUGCCGUUGUACUGCGCCAACUUUCCAGCGAA